AUGGAUUCAGACACACUGCAGGUCUUCCAGAGUGAACUCACCUGCUCCAUCUGCAUGAACUGCUUCCUGGACCCCGUCAGCAUAGACUGUGGGCACAGCUUCUGCCGUCCCUGUCUGAGCCUUUGCUGGGAAGAAGGCCAGACUCCAAGGAGCUGCCCUGAGUGCAGGGGAAUAGCAGAGAGGCCCCAUUUCAAAACCAAUAUUGUCCUCAAGAGGCUGGCUUCCCUUGCCAGACAGGCCAGAGCUGACCACGACCACCGCUCUGAGGAGCAGAUCUGUGAGACACACCAGGAAGCCAGAGGCCUCUUCUGUGAGGCUGACCAGACCCUGCUCUGCGGGCCCUGCUCUGAACGCCCCGAGCACGCAGCUCACAGCCACAGUCCCAUACACGGGGCUGCUGAGGAGUCCCGGGAGAAACUUCUAAAGAGAAUGGGCUCUUUAUGGAAAAUCAGAGAAGAAAUGAAAAUCAUUCUGAACCAGGAAGCUAAAAAAACAAGGUCAUUUAAGAACUAUGUGUCCUUAAGGAAGAAGAUGAUUAUAGCUGAAUAUCAGAGGAUGCUUCUGUUGCUCCGGGAAGAGGAGCAACUGCAUCUGGAGGCCCUGGAGCAAGAAGCCAAGGAGAUUUGUGAACAACUCAAGGAGAGUGUGCUCAGAAUGACUCAGUACAGAGAACAUCUGAAAGACAUAUACAGAGAGCUGACUGCGAUGUGCUGCAAGCCGGACAGGGAGCUGCUCCAGGUGAGAAAGGAGGUAGAUUCAUGGACUGACUUGGCAGAGAUGCAGAAGCCUCAGCCAGUGAACCCAGAGCUCACUUGCUGGCCUGUCACUGGAAUCCUAGACAUGCUGAACAACUUCAGAGUGGAUAACAUUCUGAGUCAGACAAUGACCAUUCACCACAUGAGCCUUUCUGAGGAUGAAGAUGAUGCAAGUGUGAUGUUCAGAGAUGAGCACCACGGCACGUCCAGACAACCUCAGAUUGUGGAGAGUGUCGUGUCCUGGGGAGUUCGGGCCUUCACCUCUGGGAGGCAUUACUGGGAGCUGGAUGUGACGCACUCCUCCAGCUGGAUUCUGGGCACCUGCAAAGAUAUCUUGAUAACUGAUACUAAUAUCAGCAUUUAUUCUGAAGAAGCAUGUGUUCUGUUUUCCAAGAAGGUGAACAAUCAUUAUAGUCUCUUCACCAACACCCCACCCUACAUUCAGUAUGUGAAAAGGCCUCUGGGUAGGAUUGGGGUGUUUCUGGAUUAUGACAAUGGAACUGUGAGCUUCUAUGAUGUUUGCAGAGGAUCCCUCAUAUACAGUUUCCUUCCUUCCCCUUUUUCCUUCCCUCUGAAGCCUUUCCUUUGUCUUAGGAAAAUGGACUCAGAAAUCCCAGAAGCCUUCGAGAAGGAUCUCACCUGCCUCGAUCUGGUGUCCACUGUCAGAAAAGCCAAUCUCAGGCAAUCCCUGAAGUGUGAGGAACAGCUGUGUGGGACCCACCAGCAGACAAAGACGAUCUUCUGUGAAGCCGGCAAGAGCUUGCUCUGUUUGGUCUGCUCUCAAGGUCAGGAGCACAAGACUCACAGACAUUGUCCCACUGAAGAGGCUGCUGAGGAAUCCUGGGAAUUGGGAGACAAACUGAAAUGGGGUGAGUCAGCAAAGCUGCACGUGCCUCAGCCUCUGCUCCCAGAACUCCCUGCGCGACCCAUGGCCGGGCUGAUGCACUGGCUCCACCGCUUCCGGGGUGAGUGUCACCCCACCGGUGCGUCUUCCCUGCAGGGUCCCUCAAUGUUGGUUUCUGCAGACAGUCUUUCCCUCUUCAUCUCGCAGCUUGUGCAGAACAGCCUGCAAAUAGGCAGCAGGAGUAAUGGAGUUGGAGUCAACUUUUCAUUCGACAAUGAAGUAAGCAGUCAGCACAUCAGGCUGUUCGAUGAUGCAAGAUGUUUGACGUAUGACUAUCCCAGCCUCCAUGCAUCUUUGGAUGGUAGAACAUCGAAGUAUUUUGCUGCAUGGGGAGCCCAGAGCUUCACCUCUGGCAAACAGUACUGGGAGAUGCUCGUGGACAGGUCUUGGGACUGA
Messenger RNA from Cervus elaphus (red deer), 2055 nucleotides. RefSeq names its product tripartite motif-containing protein 64-like. Lineage: Eukaryota; Metazoa; Chordata; Mammalia; Artiodactyla; Cervidae. Gene Ontology annotation, molecular function: zinc ion binding; protein binding. The transcript is spliced from 12 exons. The coding region runs from base 1 to 2055 and encodes 684 amino acids. The record is from RefSeq and is a predicted model, not a curated record.